This is a messenger RNA of Phacochoerus africanus (Common warthog), 2774 nucleotides long. RefSeq names its product zinc finger protein 605 (gene ZNF605). The record is from RefSeq and is a predicted model, not a curated record. Gene Ontology annotation, molecular function: RNA polymerase II cis-regulatory region sequence-specific DNA binding; DNA-binding transcription repressor activity, RNA polymerase II-specific. Gene Ontology annotation, biological process: negative regulation of transcription by RNA polymerase II; central nervous system development. Bases 364 to 2379 code for a protein of 671 amino acids. The transcript is spliced from 6 exons. Lineage: Eukaryota; Metazoa; Chordata; Mammalia; Artiodactyla; Suidae. Gene Ontology annotation, cellular component: nucleus.
GGUAAGUGUGUGCGGCUGGGGUUGGGUGCGGGACGGCGCGGCUCUAGCCUCUUCGUCCGACCCGGGCCUGUGGUGACCCCAGCGCGGACCGGCUCCGGAACCGGGCGCGAAGCAGGCGCGGAUCCCGGUCCAGGGCUGAUUGUGGAGUAGAGGCCAGGCACCCCAGGCUACGUCAUCAUAUUGAUGUAAAAGCCAUUUCCUGUGUCCUGUCCUGCCUGGAAGCCAUGGCUCUCAGGACCAGGGUAACUCAUGUGAGAUGAGAAAGAAAAGGCCACAGGACUUGAGGAGCAUUCUCAGCCUUUGACUGGAGCAUCGUGACUGAGAGAAGUCAGAGAAGAGUGGAUUUCCUCAGAACUGCAGAAAAUGAUCAAGUCACAGAUAUCGUUUGAGGAUGUGGCUGUGGAUUUCACACUGGAGGAGUGGCAGCUGCUUAAUCCCACUCAGAAGAACUUGUACAGAGAUGUGAUGUUGGAGAACUAUAGCAGCCUGGUUUUCCUGGGUUAUCAAAUUAUCAAACCCAAUGCAAUUUUCAAGCUGGAACAAGAAGACCCAUGGAUAUUAGAUGAAGAAAUCCUAAGUCAGAGCUUUCCAGAAGAAGUCUGGCUAGAUAAUAAUCUCAAAAUGUGGCACCAGGAUAAUCAAGACAAACUUGAAAGUUUGGAGAGAGCCCAUGAAUAUGACAUUUUUGGGAAAUUGUUUCAUUCAAGCAUUAACUUUGUUCAUUUAGGAAUGAGAUCUCAUAUAUGUGGCACAGGUGAAAAAAGUUUGAAACAUCCUUUUGAUUUUCUUAUUCCAAAAAAUAACAGUGAAAAAAAGAAACUUGAUGAGUUUAAUAAGAAAUUAUUAUUCUGUAUCAAACCUGAUAGAGCUUAUGGCGGAGUAAAAUACUCUGAUUGCAGUAAGUGUAGAAAAGUCAGCAGUAAAGAGCCAAGGCUUGUUUCAAACCAUACAGGAGUCUGUUUAUGCAUGGAAUGUGGCAAGGUUUUUAACAAAAAGUCACAGCUUAUUAUACAUCAGAGAACUCAUACAGGAGAGAAGCCCUAUGGGUGCCAUGACUGUGGGAAAGCCUUUUCACAGAAGUCAUUACUCACUAUUCAUCAGAGGACUCAUUCAGGAGAAAAACCAUAUGGGUGUGGUGAAUGUCAGAAAGCUUUCAGUAGGAAGUCACUGCUCAUUUUGCACCAGAGAACUCAUACAGGAGAGAAGCCCUAUGGAUGCAGUGAAUGUGGGAAAGCCUUCAGCAGGAAGUCACAGCUCAAAAGACAUCAGAUAACCCAUACAGUAGAGAAGCCCUAUGGCUGCAGUGACUGUGGAAAAGCUUUCUCCCAGAAAUUAAAACUCAUCACACAUCAGAGAACGCACACAGGAGAGAAACCCUAUAAAUGUAGUGAUUGUGGAAAAGCCUUCUUUUGGAAGUCACAGCUUAUUACUCAUCAGAGGAUCCAUACAGGGAAGAAACCUUAUGCAUGUAGUGAGUGUAAAAAAGCCUUCAGCAGGAACUCACUCCUCAUUAGGCAUCAGCGGAUUCAUACAGGGGAGAAACCCUAUGAAUGCAGUGAGUGUGGUGAAGCCUUCAUCAGAAAACCACAACUUGUCAAACAUCAAAUGACUCAUACAGGAGAGAAGAACUAUCAAUGCAGUAAUUGUGAGGAAGCCUUCUUUAAGAAGUCAGAACUAAUCAGACAUCAAAAAAUUCAUUUAGGAGAAAAACCCUAUGGAUGCAUUGAAUGUGGAAAAACCUUCUUUGGGAAGUCACAGCUCCUAACACAUCAGAGGACUCACACUGGAGAGAAACCUUAUGAAUGCAGCGCCUGUGGGAAAGCCUUCACCCAAAAGUCCAGCCUGAUAUCACAUCAGAGGACACACACAGGUGAGAAACCUUACAAAUGCAGUGAAUGUGGGAAAACCUUCAGUGAGAAGUCAAGUCUCAUUCACCAUCAGAGAACCCAUACUGGAGAGAAACCCUUCCAGUGUAGUGAAUGUAGGAAAGCUUUUGCCUGGAAGCCGCAGCUUCUUAGACAUCAGAGAAUUCAUACCGGGGAGAAACCCUAUGAAUGCACUGAGUGUGGGAAGGCAUUUGUUCAGAAAGUACAGCUCAUCAAGCAUCAGAGAAAUCAUACAGGAGAGAAAACCUAUGGGUGUGGUGACUGUGCAAAAGCUUUCUUUGAGAAGGCACAGCUUAUUAUACAUCAGAGAAUUCAUACAGGAGAGAGACCCUAUAAGUGUGGGGAAUGUGGGAAGUCUUUUACUAGAAAGUCACACCUCAUGAGGCACCAAAGGAUCCAUACAGGAGAUAAAUACUAUGGAUGCAGUGAAUGUGGGGUUACCUUCCACAGGAAGGCCCAGCUCCUGGUGCAUCAGAGAAGUCAUGUUCUGUAGACGUGGUAUGCAUGUAUGAGAGUGGGGACUAGGCCAUGAGGUGUCAGGCCUCUGCCUCCCCAAGGACACAGAAGAGAGAAGCCCUGUCAGUGCAAUGAGUGCCCUGCCAUACAGAAUUCAGAGAGAGGACUUUUUUUAAAAAGUGGCAAUAUAGGAAAGCCUUCUCCCAGGAAAAACAACUUAUUACAUAUUAAUGGUUCCUUAGCAUGGAUGUCUUAUCAGUAUUGAAAUAGUCCAGACCUUUCUAUCACAAGUGACAGGUUAUUAAAUAUUUAGAAGACCUGAACAGGAGAAAAACUAUUGUCAUAACAAAUGAGUAAAAGAUUUCAUCGAGGAAGGUUAACUCAGGGAGUUCCUGUUGUGGCUCAGUGGUUAACGAAUCUGAGUAGCAUCCA